AUGGCUUCCGAGACGGUCACAUCGGCGCCCGCCAUCGACUGGAAGGAUUUCGAUGACAAGCACGUCUUUGACGAGACUCACACCAAGGCUGUAGCCGGAGAAUGCGAGAACUUUGUACUCGAGUUUGGUCCAAACAAUGCGCGGGUCGUUCGAGAUCUCAAGCAGGACCAUUUCAAGGCCAUGUUGGGCGGGCACCAGAGAGAUGCAAAGUACCCAAUCCGAUGGAUCAAUAUUUGGGAAACCAGUAGAUCCAAGGACAUUGUGGAAGUCAUCGGAGAUAAAUAUGCCUUCUCCAAGAGGUUGAAAUCGUUAAUGAAGAAUGAUAAAUACGAGCAAGAAGUCACCAAGCAAGGCCGAAAGAAGAAGUCUGCUGCUUCAGGCAACAAGAACCCAUCCACCUUGAAUCUGGAAGGUCCUGUGGUUCAAGGAAAGCAAGACGCCUCACCUCUUCCACAGGGCGAAGAAAUUGAACUCUUCCUUCUACUCAAGAAUACUGUCAACUACUUCUCCAUCGACCAUACAGAAAAAGGCACGUACUACUCCACAAACUUCCUGCCGCCCAAGCACUGGCUCUGGCUAGUCUUGUGCGAUGAUCAUACCGUCAUUACAUUGAACGAAAGCCCUGACCUCGAAGCUGCGCCAAAGGAACUCGACGCAGGAAGGUGGAAACAAGAUCAGUUGAGGAAUAUGCGGCAAAAUUCACUCGAUGUUUUGAUACAACAGUCAACACAUGGCAUGAGCUUGUACGAGAAUCUGCCACUCUCUCAAAACUCAAUCAGGCAAGCAUGGUCCGAUGCCUUGCAACGUUCGGGCAAGGCCGAGCUCGGUAGAGUCAACUCGGACUUUGCCCCGAUAGAAUCCAAUCCAACUUCAACUCCGGAGGACGAUGCCACAAGCAGCCUCUUCUAUUACCUGUUUGAAGACUAUUCCGCUGCCGGUCCGCUCAAGGAAGCGGGUAGAAUAUUGGAAGACCUUAGCCCAAAAGUUCUUGGCAGCGCCGAGCGCAAGAGCCGUGUCAAGAGCCGCGACAUUAUCAAGCCUCUUCAUCUCCUCAGCAAGGAUUUGCGCACUCUCAAGCACCUCUUUGAGAACUACAUGAUUGUCAUUGGCAAGAUCAUAACCGCCACGAGAAGACCAGGCAGUGCACCGUCGCUUGACCACUUGGGCACCUCGAUCCUGAUAAACUCCGAAUCGAAUCUUUCCGAGUCCAUGCUCAUGGGAGCCGACCCCCAACGCAAGGUCUUUCUGACGGCUUCGGCGCUGCAACGGUUUGACCGUCUCCGGGACCGCCUAAAGGGCGUCAUGCUCAAUACCAUUGAAGGGCACUUUGAGGAGAUUAAUGCGCUCCAGGGUACUUACUUUAACCUGACGCAGCAAAAAGACUCAACGGCUACGGCGCGUCUAACGCGCAGCGCCACCCUGCUCGCCAAGCUCAGCGUCUUUUUCCUGCCCGUCGGCUUCAUCACGGCCUUCUUCUCCAUCCAGAUUGAGGACAUGUACAUUCAGUGGACGGCAUCGACGUACUGGAUCACCUUUGGCAUCACCAUUGGCGUCUCUUUUCUGAGCCUGACCUUUUUCGGCCGCAUGCUCAUGUUCUUUAGCGACGUGCUCGAUGAGUGGUCCGACGCCUUUUCUGGUAGGAUACGCUCUGUCUGGGGUGGCGGCAACGAUGACGACGAUGAUGAAUGA
Molecule: messenger RNA, 1689 nt
Organism: Pestalotiopsis fici W106-1
Lineage: Eukaryota; Fungi; Ascomycota; Sordariomycetes; Amphisphaeriales; Sporocadaceae
Exons: 8
Coding region: 1-1689 (562 amino acids)
Biological process (GO): metal ion transport; transmembrane transport
Cellular component (GO): membrane
Molecular function (GO): cobalt ion binding; magnesium ion transmembrane transporter activity; magnesium ion binding
Source: RefSeq, a predicted model, not a curated record